AUGAUUGCGAUCAAUCGUCGUCGUCCAGCACCUGCUCAAGAUACUGAGAGCCUCAAGCUACAUACGAUGAAGGCCAAUAUGCUAGAAGCCAGAAAACAAAUAGUACAGAAACGUGCGCUGGCAGCCAAAGCGGAAGCAGCAGACCGUAAUAUAUUGCGAUUCUUGUCUUCGGAAAUCAUUACAGAACCGGAGAGGCUAGUACGAGGUCCCGCCAUUACGAUUGACAUGUUUCCCGUCGAACUCAAGCUGCAAAUCCUCGGCGACUUGACCGACAUUCAUUCAUUGCACUCGUUAAUCUCCACCUCCCAAAAAUUCUACGACUGCUAUAUGAUUGACCGAUGCAAUGUUCUCUGCAGUGUGCUCGUCAAUGAGAUGACUCUCCCUAUCUUUAUUCAAGCGGUUGUCAUAUCCAGCGAAUCGGUAUGUGGGAUAAAAUGGAAGGGCGAGUGGAAGCAUCGCUUCCAGAACGUGCGCGACUUUAUGGAUCAAUACUCGCAAGAAGCAAAAGUCACAACCUUAAAUCCAAGAGAUUACAAUCUCAAAACUCUUAUCCGUGUCGCUAAAUUCCAUUCGACAAUAAAAGCGACUUCUAAGGAUUACUUUGAAUCUUGUUUAGGAUUACAUCCAUGGACGCAUGAGAAGUACGAGAAGAGUCCAUUGGAGAGAGUCGAGGAACUUCGGAUCCAACGAGCCCUAUAUAACAUCGAGCUAUAUUUCCGUCUUCUUAAGCAUGGGGAUGGUUAUAUGAUGAAAUUGAAAAGAUUGAGCAUCCAGCGCGACAUAAGCCCAGGUAGCAUGAUCCAGCUGGGGCUUCAUAAGUCGUUUCUCGGCCAUUUCACCUUAUGGGAAACGGAAGAGAUGUACUCCAUACUAGACUAUAUGGAGCGAGAAUACCAUUAUAUUCUCCAAGACUGUAAACGCUUCUUGGUAACGAGUUCCCAAGCUCAAUUAUAUGGCUCCCCGUCAACUUUGGCAAAAAUUCGUAUGGAGGAGACCAGAUACAGGCAGAAGCAUCCUUCUAAUCCUACGAACCGUUCUAGUGAGCUUGAAUGUUCGUUGUCCAGCAUGGGGAUUGGAUACUUCUGGAAAGUUUGCAGGCAGGAUGGACCCAAGACAAUGAUUCCUCUUCUAGACAAGCCUAUACAAAGACUUGCUAAGUCAACACUGGCUUUUUACAAGUUAUUACCAAUAUGUAGCUAUCUACAAACCGAGAGCGUUGCAAACCAUCCAGGCCUAGGAACAUCAACAGCCACUCAUACCGAAUUCAAAUUUAUAUACACGGCGAACCUAACAGCCAAUACAGAUUUGCAUGCCUACUUCAAUUCGAUGGACUCAACGAAAGACGUAGAACAAGCACUCAAGUUUCCCAGCUCGUCUAUGGCAUGGAAUGCGAUAGAUGAACUCCUUGACACGUCCCCCUUUGCAAUUCGUGAUUUUCUGUCUUCUUUCGGAUAUUGUAUGUGGACUUCAUGUCGGCUAAAUCGUUUAAUGGAGGAACGUGGGUCGCUCGAUGUGAUGUACCCUUCCACUGUAUCGAGAUAUCUUGGUCCGAGAUUUCGCUUGGGCUUGGAGAAAGGCGUAUCGAGAAAACCUUGA
This is a messenger RNA of Sclerotinia borealis F-4128, 1596 nucleotides long. The record is from the annotation of a GenBank genome assembly. NCBI's taxonomy places the organism in Eukaryota, Fungi, Ascomycota, Leotiomycetes, Helotiales, Sclerotiniaceae.